Messenger RNA from Dendrobium catenatum, 1897 nucleotides. Its product is annotated as cysteine protease ATG4B. Gene Ontology annotation, molecular function: protein-phosphatidylethanolamide deconjugating activity. The transcript has 9 exons. The coding region runs from base 232 to 1725 and encodes 497 amino acids. The record is from RefSeq and is a predicted model, not a curated record. Lineage: Eukaryota; Viridiplantae; Streptophyta; Magnoliopsida; Asparagales; Orchidaceae.
AUUAGGUAUUUUUUUGUUCUGGGUCGUGAGGAGUUUGCGUGCCGUGCGUGACCUAGGCUUCUCCCCUCUUCGGCUCUUCGUCGUCUUCCGUUCUUCAUGCGACAGGCGAAUCGGCGGGUAGAGAGACAACCGUUGUUCAGUCGUUUGGCCGUCGGGAGUCUGGUCACGGUAGUGGCUAGCUAGCUUGGUGCUCCGGUCGUUUGGCAGUUGGGAUUUUUUAUCUCUGUUGUGAUGACGAGCUUACCUGAGAGAGCUGUGAAUUCAAACUUUCCUGCAGGACAAUCAAGUGACCCAGUGGAUACACAGGCAGUUGGUUCAAAGACGGAGCAAGCAGCUAGUCACAACAGGUCUCCAAAGGCUUCCUUGUUGUUAACUCUAUUCUCUUCCACCUUUCCCAUCUUUGAGACACUCUCCAACCCAUCCUCAGCUGAUAAGAAGGAAAUUAAACCUAGAAACUAUGGAUUGACGACUGCCGUUAAGAGAGUUAUGACUGGAGGCAUGAUGAGGAGACUUCAGGAGCAUUUCCUAGGUACAAGUAAGGCUGACUUUUCAAGCUUGACCAAUGAAAUGUGGCUCUUGGGUUCUUUCUACAAAGUUUCAUCAGGAGAAUCAUCUACUGAUAUAAAUACUAAUAGUGGAUUAGCUGCAUUUUUAGAAGAUUUUUCAUCAAAGAUUUGGAUCACAUAUCGGAAAGGUUUUGAUGCCAUUGGUGACUCAAGGUUCACUAGUGAUGUCAAUUGGGGCUGCAUGAUUAGAAGCAGUCAGAUGCUCGUUGCCCAGGCACUGGUAUUCCAUCACUUGGGGAGAUCCUGGAGAAAGCCACAACAAAAGCCAUAUGAUCGAGAAUAUGUUGGCAUAUUAUAUCUUUUUGGUGAUUCUGAGGCAUGCCCAUAUUCUAUUCACAAUUUAAUUCAAGCAGGAAUGGGCUAUGGUCUAUCUGCUGGAUCAUGGGUGGGUCCAUAUGCCAUGUGCCGCACGUGGGAAACUCUUGUUCGUGCUAACAGAGACAAUGGUGAUCACAGUCAAGGAAGAACAACUUUGCCUAUGGUUUUGUACAUUGUUUCCGGUGAUGAAGAUGGGGAACGAGGAGGUGCUCCAGUUGUUUGCCUGGAUGUUGCAUCUAGGCUUUCUUCUGAAUGUAUUAUUGGUCACUCCAAUGGGGCACCACUUCUAUUGUUAGUUCCUCUGGUCUUGGGAUUAGAAAAGAUAAACCCCAGGUAUAUUCCUUUGUUGCGGGAAACAUUUACAUUUCCACAGAGCUUAGGCAUCAUGGGCGGGAAGCCUGGUGCUUCAACUUACAUAGUUGGUGUUCAAGAUGACAAAGCAUUCUACCUUGAUCCUCAUGAAGUCCAACCGGUUGUUGAUAUCAAAGCAAAUAAUUUGGAGGCCGAUACUUCUUCAUAUCACUGCAGCACCGUACGCAAUAUGCCUCUUGACUCAAUCGACCCAUCUCUGGCCAUUGGUUUUUAUUGUAGGGACAAAGAUGACUUCAUAGAUUUCUGUUGUCGCGCAUCAGUGCUUGCAGAAAGAUCUAAUGGCGCUCCACUUUUUACUGUAGCUAAGUCUUUUGAGAACAUAAAAUCUAAGCACAAUAUUGGUUCUUUAUCUGGCAGGUUAGGUGAUAUUGCAGCUAAAAAUAGUAGUAGAGAGGAAAAUAAUUCUGCUCUGGAAAAGUUAUGCGAGUAUGAUGGGGAGGAUGGUGAAGAUGAUUGGCAGGUUCUUUAGAAGAGCAGGACAUAAGCAGGCAUGUAUAUUAUUGUUGUUUGGAUUAUUUGCUGGUAUUUACUGGCUUGUUCUUCCUUCCUUUUUCUAAAGUAUUCAUUCUUUAUGUUGUGUAGAUGUGAUCAUAUUACAUGUGAAUAAAGUUGAAUUAUUUGCUAUUUAUUUCUUGCUAACA